AUGAGAUGUUUGGUGAUACUUGAUGACAUUUGGAGUUUCGAGACAUGGAAUUUUUUGAAUGUUGCAUUUCCAAAUGAGAAAACAGAGAGCACAAUAUUACUUACGACACGCUAUGAAGCAGUCGCUUUGCCCCCAAAUAGAAAUUGUUUCCUCCACAAACUCCAGCCACUAAAUGAGAAUGAGAGUUUGGCACUAUUAGAGAAGAUAGCAAUAUUUGGAAGGCCUGAUAUCGGGGCCAAGAGAUUCCAAAUUUUGGAAGGCCCUAUAUCUGAUGAUAGAAAGUUUUCAAAAUAUUGUCAAGCACUUGGAAAAAGGGGUGGGCAUCAAUUUGGUCGAACCAACUAA
Molecule: messenger RNA, 345 nt
Organism: Prunus armeniaca (apricot)
Lineage: Eukaryota; Viridiplantae; Streptophyta; Magnoliopsida; Rosales; Rosaceae
Source: the annotation of a GenBank genome assembly